Molecule: messenger RNA, 1707 nt
Organism: Glarea lozoyensis ATCC 20868
Lineage: Eukaryota; Fungi; Ascomycota; Leotiomycetes; Helotiales; Helotiaceae
Product: Nucleotide-binding protein
Exons: 7
Coding region: 1-1707 (568 amino acids)
Source: RefSeq, a predicted model, not a curated record
AUGCCUGACAUCAACGUCGACGUCCUCGUUAUAGGCGCGGGGCCGACCGGUUUGGGUGCCGCCAAACGUUUGAACCAGAUUGAUUCUGCGUCGUGGAUGAUCAUCGAUAGCAAUGAGACACCUGGCGGUCUUGCAUCUACAGAUGUGACGCCUGAAGGCUUCCUCUACGAUGUCGGCGGCCACGUUAUUUUCUCUCACUACAAAUACUUCGACGAUUGUAUCGAUGAAGCUCUUCCCAAGGCAGACGAUUGGUACACCCACCAACGUAUAUCUUAUGUGCGAAUGAAGAGUCUCUGGGUCCCCUACCCGCUGCAAAACAACGUGUCUAUGUUACCUCAGGAGGAUAAAUUGAAGUGUGUGGAAGGCAUGAUUGACGCGGCGAUUGCCGCUCGUACAGCAACCACAAAACCAAAGGACUUUGAUGAGUGGAUUGUCAGAAUGAUGGGCGAUGGACUUGCAGAUCUGUUCAUGAGACCGUACAACUACAAGGUUUGGGCUGUUCCGACGACUAAGAUGCAAUGCGCAUGGCUCGGGGAGCGUGUUGCUGCACCAGAUGUCAAGACCUGUGUCCGAAAUGUUAUUCUCAACAAAUCUGCUGGGAAUUGGGGCCCAAAUGCAACUUUCAGAUUCCCAGCUCGUGACGGAACAGGUGGAAUCUGGAUUGCAGUUGCAAACACUCUACCUAAAGAAAAGACACUUUUCGGCAAGCAAGGAGAGGUCACCAAGGUCGAUGCUGAUGCUCACACGGUUACAUUGAAAACCGGAAAGACAAUUGGCUAUAAGAAGCUGAUUACUACAAUGGCCGUUGAUCAGCUUGUUGACUACAUGGAAGAUAAAGAGUUGGUGUCGCUGAGUAAAGGGCUUUUCUACUCAUCUACUCAUGUCAUUGGUGUUGGCAUUCGAGGCGCUCGCCCAGAAAGAAUUGGUGAUAAAUGCUGGCUUUACUUUCCUGAAGACGAUUGCCCAUUCUACCGCGCAACGAUCUUCUCCAACUACUCACCUUACAACCAACCUGACGAGUCUGUCAAACUCGCGACACAGUAUCUAGCUGAUGGAAGCAAGCCCAAGUCCACCGAGGCAAAAGAAGGUCCCUACUGGUCUAUCAUGCUGGAGAUUUCUGAAUCGUCCAUGAAGCCUGUCGACCAAGAUAAUCUCUUGAGGGAAUCAAUUCAAGGAUUGAUCAAUACUGAAAUGGUCAAUCCGGAUGACGAGAUCGUUUCUACAUAUCAUCGACGUUUCGACCACGGUUACCCAACUCCCUCCUUGGAGCGUGAGGGCGUACUGCAGGAGUUGCUUCCUAAGCUUCAAGAAAAGGACAUCUAUUCCAGAGGUCGCUUUGGUAGCUGGCGCUAUGAAGUUGGUAACCAGGACCACUCAUUCAUGUUGGGUGUGGAAGCCGCUGACAAUAUUGUCAAUGGCGCUGUCGAGCUGACUCUGAAUUAUCCUGAUUUUGUUAAUGGCCGCAAAAACACCGAGAGACGAUUGACAGAUGGUGGUCAAGUCUUCAAAAAUAAGGCAACACAAAAUGCUGAUGCUGCUGGUGCUGCAAAUGGCGCUGUUGGAUUACCUCAAAAGAACAAGACGACCAACCACCCCGACGCGACUGGCGCUUCAAAUGGUGCUGGUGGCCUACCCACUCGUGAGAGAGCUCCUUCGAAGACUUCAUCAAGCUCACAUGCACGCAAGUCCUCUAAAUCUGUCAAAUAA